AACCUUGAAAAAAAUUGAGGCGCCAAAAGGAAUACACUUUGUUAAUUCCUAUGUUCUUUUGAAAUUUGAAAGUGUUUUUCUAUAGUUAAGUACCACAAAAUGCAACGAAGCAUCACAUCAUUUUUCAAGCCACGAAACACGAACAACAGCAGCACCACUGAAAAUGGGUAUGUAAAUAAAGCAUUUUAGGUGAUAAAUAUGUUAAAAUUAACGCUCGUGUCUUUAUUAAGAACUUAUGGUUAUGGCAGAAUUCAUUGUAAUGUAGUUCAGCAAAAUAUUUGUAAAAUUUCAUUGUGUAAUAGUGAUUUAAAAAAAUAUUUGUAUAGUGAAUCUCCAAAAGGGGAGAAGAGGUCUCGAAAGUCUAGCAGUGAUGAGCCUGAAGACCUAAAAAGUACUUCAGAAAAGACUGCUCAAGUGAAAAAGUUGAAACAGACAAAUGAGAAAGCAAAAACAAGUAAGUCUGAAAAAACAAGCAAAUCCCCAAAGGAGAGAAAAGGAAGAAUUAUGAAAUUUCCGAGUUCAUCUUCUGAUUCAGACACCCCACCAAGCCCUAAAAAAUCCAAGGAAACUGAAAAAGAAAUGAAGACAGUAAAGUCAGAAAAAGCAUCACCUAAAAUCGAAGAAAUAAAAACUGAUAAAAUUCAGAAAGAUCCUGUGGAUAGUUCAGAUUCAUCACCGAGUCCUAAAAAAGAAAAUAUUAAAACUGAAGAGAAAACUCCAGAGAAAGUGGCUGAGCCUGUUAAAAAUGAACCAUCCAAGAAAAUUACCAAAAACAUAUUUGGUAAACAAGAUGAAAGCAAACAAGAAGCGAAUGUAAAUGGAUAUAACCCAAGAAUUGGCAAAUAUCAUCCAAUAGAAAAUGCUACUUGGAAAAGAAAUGAAAGGGUUCCCUAUAGUGCCUUAGCAAACACUUUAGAAGCAAUAGAAGAAGUAUCAGCAAGACUUAAAAUGAUUGAAAUUUUAAGCAACUUUUUUAGGUCCGUUAUAGUACUAACACCAGAAGACUUGCUGCCGAGUGUUUAUUUGUGUCUUAAUAAAAUUGCUCCCGCAUAUGAAGGUAUCGAACUUGGAGUAGCAGAAACAAGCUUAAUGAAAGCAAUUGCCCAAUCCACGGGCCGUACAGUCAGCCAAAUCAAAUCAGAUGCCCAAGACAGUGGAGAUCUGGGAAUUGUGGCAGAACAAUCCAAGUCAAAUCAAAGAAUGAUCUUUAAACCUGCUCGGUUAACUGUUAAAGCAGUGUUUGACAAACUGAAGGAAAUUGCUCAAAUGACUGGACACGCUUCUCAAACUAAAAAAGUCGAAAAGAUCCAAUCAAUGUUUGUGGCAUGUCAAGGCCCCGAGGCCAGAUUUUUAAUUCGGGGCCUGCAUGGGAAACUGAGAAUAGGAUUGGCCGAGCAGUCGGUGCUGCAAGCACUUGCUCUGGCUUGUGCCAUGACCCCGCCCAAUCAAAAAUAUCCUCCAAAGGUGAUUAAUGGUUCUAAGGGUCAAUCUAGUGAGUCUUUUAAGGCUGAAGUUGAGAGGCUGGCUCUGAUUUUGAAAACUGCGUAUUGUGAGUGUCCAAAUUACGACAAAAUUAUCCCGGUUAUAUUAAAUGAGGGAAUAGAAAUGUUGCCUGAAAAAUGUAAGCUGACCCCUGGCAUACCUCUAAAACCCAUGUUGGCUCAUCCUACUAAAGGUGUUCAAGAAGUUCUUCAAAGAUUUGAAGGGAUGACCUUUACUUGUGAAUGGAAAUAUGAUGGUGAAAGGGCACAGAUCCACAUUCACAAAGACGACGUGUCGAUAUUCAGCAGAAAUCAAGAAAACAACACUUCAAAAUAUCCGGACAUAAUUUCACGUCUGGAUAAAUGCAAAACCGAACAAGUGGAGUCAUGUAUUUUAGACUGUGAGGCCGUCGCCUACGAUAAAGAGAAAAAGCAAAUUUUACCGUUCCAGAUUUUAAGUACCAGAAAGAGAAAGGACGCCAACGAGGCCGAUAUAAAAGUACAAGUUUGCGUGUUUAUGUUCGAUUUGUUAUUUUUGAACGGCGAACCGCUGGUUAAAAAACCGUUUAAAGAAAGGCGUGAAUUGCUUAAGCAACAUUUUACGGAACACGAAGGCGAAUGGCUUUUUGCCAAAGCAUUAGAUACCACGAAAAUGGAGGAAGUGCAAGAAUUUUUAGAGGAAAGCGUAAAAGGAAACUGUGAAGGUCUAAUGGUAAAAACCCUAGAACAAGACGCCACUUACGAAAUAGCCAAACGUUCCCGCAAUUGGUUAAAACUAAAAAAAGACUAUUUAGAAGGGGUCGGAGACACUUUAGAUGUGGUCGUUAUCGGCGGAUAUAUCGGUAAGGGAAAACGUACCGGAACUUACGGGGGUUUCUUAUUGGCCUGCUACGAUAAGGACAGCGAAGAAUAUCAAAGUAUUUGCAAGAUCGGUACGGGAUUUAGUGACGAAGAUCUUCAACGGCACACAGAUUUCCUUAAGAAUCACGUGGUGUCGCAGGCGAAAACUUAUUACAGGUACGACGGCUCCUUAGAGCCGGAUCACUGGUUCGAACCGGUUCAGGUGUGGGAAAUCAAGUGUGCCGAUUUGUCUUUGUCGCCAGUGCAUAGAGCAGCCAUGGGAAUUGUUGAUCCAGAAAAGGGCAUAUCCCUAAGGUUCCCCCGAUUUAUCAGAAUACGAGACGAUAAAACCGUGGAAGAGGCGACUUCUUCGCAACAGGUGGCGUACAUGUACUCAAACCAGGAACAAGUUAAAAACCAAUCCGAUGGCAAUAAGUUCUUCGAGGAAGAUUUCUACUAAAAAGAACUGAAAUUUAGUUAUUUAGAUCGUAAGUGUACUAAUGUUAUUUUAAUGUUGUAAGAGGAUUAAAUGAAAGCCACAUUUCCAGCACA
Anthonomus grandis grandis is the source of this 2873-nucleotide messenger RNA. It is a transcript of the gene DNAlig1, whose product is annotated as DNA ligase 1. Gene Ontology annotation, cellular component: nucleus; mitochondrion. The coding region runs from base 199 to 2781 and encodes 860 amino acids. The transcript has 15 exons. Gene Ontology annotation, biological process: DNA repair; DNA biosynthetic process; DNA recombination. The record is from RefSeq and is a predicted model, not a curated record. NCBI's taxonomy places the organism in Eukaryota, Metazoa, Arthropoda, Insecta, Coleoptera, Curculionidae. Gene Ontology annotation, molecular function: ATP binding; DNA binding; DNA ligase (ATP) activity.